UUACUGUAUUACAGAUACUCUGCGUAAUGUUUCCAUAUAAUCUUAUUCUCAUACGCUACGGUAGUCUUCUGGUCGUCAUUGAAACUCAGCUGCCUAAUAUAACAAAAACCGGGAUGUAACAUAAUUUAACUAGAUUAUCUGGCUUAAUAAAGAAUUUAUGAAACUGCUAUAAGCAAACUUACUUGCCGCAUUGCUAUUUACAAGCAGGCAAGUUGAGCUCAUAAGUUAGAAGUUAUAGAAGCAGACAUCAUAACCUCUUCAUCCAAUAUUUUUAAGGAUUUCUAGUACACAUGUCUCUCUUUCAAUGCGUUUUUGGAGAAUUUUUCUUGAGAAAAUCACUUCGAAUGGGAUAGACAGGAGUAAUGUUUAUCUGUUCAUGGAGGUUCAGGCAAACUUUAAGGAGUUAUAAGCUAAUCUGGGUCGGAAUUAGGGGGAAAUGAUGCCUUUAGAUAUUUUCAUUGACUCAGAAAAACUAAAGAAAGUAGGUCUGUGGGGUAAAUAUAUAACUAGUACUGUUUCUAAAAUCUACCUCUAAGACGUACUAUGUUCUCAAGAUUUGAGCCUCUCAAGGUAAGAUUUAGCAAUGAGAUUAUACACUUUGGCAUGCUGUUCUUUCUGAUUAAAAUUAGAGCAAUCACCACUAAAUUCUAUAUCAAACUAAGUAGAGGGCAGUGAAGCAAGGAUUCUUUGAAGCCAAGUAAGGCUUCCGUCUGGUGUUCAAGAAUGUACCCAAAAUGUUACUAAAACAUUAGGAUAGUCCAGAUUGCUUUCUACUGAAUUAUACCUGCUAAGCUAGCUCUAAUA
Messenger RNA from Moneuplotes crassus, 804 nucleotides. The record is from the annotation of a GenBank genome assembly. NCBI's taxonomy places the organism in Eukaryota, Ciliophora, Spirotrichea, Euplotida, Euplotidae.